Molecule: messenger RNA, 4063 nt
Organism: Gadus morhua (Atlantic cod)
Lineage: Eukaryota; Metazoa; Chordata; Actinopteri; Gadiformes; Gadidae
Gene: elapor2a
Product: endosome-lysosome associated apoptosis and autophagy regulator family member 2a
Exons: 22
Coding region: 197-3214 (1005 amino acids)
Biological process (GO): positive regulation of BMP signaling pathway
Cellular component (GO): membrane
Source: RefSeq, a predicted model, not a curated record
GCGCGUCAGAGCCGGUGGACAAGUGCUCGAGCACACAGCCAGUGUAAUCUCAGGUGAAGAGCUUUACCGUACGCAUCGUGCCAUAUACACACGACCACGACGGAUGUCUACAAUAGCAAAAUAAUAUAGUUAAAUGGCUAUCACAACUGUGUGUGCAUAGGCUACAAACAGGGUUUUUCUUCGCCGAUGAUCUACAAUGCAGUCCUCGGUUUGGUUUGUCGCUCAUUGCGCUCUCAUCUUCUGCCAGCUCCGACACACCAAGGGGAAGAAUGGACCGCGUCCGUGCAGUGAGGCCGACUACUACUACGAGUACACGGAGUGCGACAGCACAGGGUCCCGAUGGCGGGUUGCCAUCCCUCACAGUCCCGGAGCCUGCGACGGCCUGCCGGAGCCAGUGAAGGGCACAGAAUGCACGUUCUCCUGCAGGGCGGGGCAGUUCCUGGAGAUGUCCGCCCAGGAGUGCACGCCGUGCGCCGCGGGGAGCUACUCCCUGGGCAGCGGCAUCCGCUUCGACCAAUGGGACGCCACGCCGCCGGGGUUCAGCAGCCUGGCGGCGACGUCCCCCGGCGGCGGCGGCGGCGUGGGCGGAGACGACGCGCAGCUCUGCAACAGUUCGACCUGGGUCCCUCAGGGCAGCUACAUGGAGUCCAACCGGGACGAGUGUGCCGUGUCGCUGAUCUACGCCGUGCACCUGAAGAAGCAGGGCUCCGUCACCUUCGACUACCAGUACCCCGACAACAACCUGCUCUUUGAGUUCUUUAUCCAGAACGACCAGUGCCAGGAGACGGAUCAGACUGGCGUCAAGAAGUGGCUGAAGCUCACCAACCACGGGGAGUGGGCUACGCAUUCGGUGAGCCUCAAAUCCGGCAGCAACGUCCUGUACUGGAGAACCGGAGCCGUUCUCAUGGGCAGCAAGGUGGUGAAGCCCGUUCUGCUGAAGAACGUCCAGAUCGAAGGAGUGGCCUACACCUCCGAGUGCUUCCCGUGCAAGCCCGGGACCUACAGCACAGAGCCCGGCUCUGACUCCUGCCUGCCCUGCCUACGGGACACCUACUCCGGGCACGGAGCCAGCUCCUGCACCCUCUGCAACACCACCACCCACUACGCAUCCGAGGGAUCAGGAGAGUGUAAUCAGAGACCUCCGUGCUCCAAGAAGGACCACUUCCAGAUCCACACGGCUUGUGACAGCGAAGGAAAGACGCAGAUCAUUUAUAAAUGGAUCGAGCCCAAGAUCUGCCUGGAGGGAGUGAGCGGUGCGGUGCCACUGCCCCCUAGUGGCGAGCACAAGCCGUGCCCGCCCUGUAACCCCGGCUUCUACAACAACAACACGGCGGUGUGCUCCCCCUGCCAGCCCGGUACCUACUCAGACGGCACCAAGGUGUGUAAGCGGUGUCCAGCCGGAACAGAGCCCGUCCUUGGUUAUGAGUACAAGUGGUGGAAUGUACUUCCUGCCAACAUGAAGACUUCCUGUUUCAACGUGGGCAACUCCAAGUGUGACAGCAUGAAUGGUUGGGAGGUGGCUGGAGAUCACAUUCAGUCCGGAGCUGGAGGAUCAGACAACGAUUACCUAAUCCUCAACAUCCACAUCCCUGGCUUCAAACUUCCUACGUCGCUCCCCAGCAGCAGAUCUGGGACGGAGUUCGGUCGCGUCGUCUUUGAGUUUGAGACGGAGUGCAGCAGCGACUGUGAGCUCUACUUCAUGACGGAUGUAAACAGGAAGAGCACCACCGUGGUGGAGUCAUGGGCUGGCAACAAGACCAGACAGUUGUACACCCACAUCAUGACCAAGAACGCCUCCGUCUCCUACACAUGGGCCUUCCAGAGGACCAACCAGGCCUGGGACGUGCGGUACAAGGUUCACGACGUGGCGCGGAUCUUCUCCGUCACGGUCAGCAACGCGCUGGACGGCCAGUCCUCGGAGUGCCGCGCCUGCGCCCUGAGCUCGCGGCCCUCCGGCUCCCUCUGCGUGCCCUGCCCCCCCGGACACUACAUAGACCCCCGCAGCAGCAAGUGCACCGAGUGCCCCCCCAACACCCACCUGGUGCCCCGCACCACCAUGGGGGCCGACACCUGCCGGCCCUGCGGCCCCGGCAGCCGCAGCAGCAAAGAGCACAGCUUAUGUUUCAGCGACUGUCAGUUCAGCCACACGGACGGGAACGUGACUCUGAGCUUCGACUUCGGCCCCAUGGGGUCCGUGGGGACCCUGAUGAACGGCCCAAGCUUCACCUCCAAGGGCACCAAAUACUUCCAUCAGUUCAACAUCAGCCUCUGUGGGGGAGAGGAGCGUAUGGCACUGUGCUCGGACAACGUGACGGACCUCCCCACCAGCGAGGGCCAGGGAGAGAAGGCGGAGGCGACCAACGCGGUGAAGACCUUCAUCUGCCAGUCGACCAUCAUCCCGGCCUCCGGGAGAGGCCUGCACACGGCCCUGUCCUCGCAGUCCAUCAACCUGGCCAACACCUUCCUGGGGGUGACGGUGGCCAACGCGCUGGAAGGUAUCCAGUCCCGGCCGGAGCUGUUCUCCCAGUCCGCCAGGAAGGUUCCCGACGUCAACUUCUUCUACCGGUCACUGGAGCCGACGUCGUCGUGCGAGUCAGGCCGUAGCGCCGUGGUCACGCUGCGCUGUCGGCCGCAGAUGAGUGCCCAAGGACAACUCACGGUGCCCAGCGAGUGUCCUGCCGGGACCUGCGACGGCUGCACCUUCCACUUCCUGUGGGAGAGUUCAGGGGCGUGUCCCACGUGCACGGAAAUGGACUACCAUCAAAUAGAAGGAGCCUGCAGGGGAGGGCAUCAGGACAUGCUGUACGUGUGGACUGAACCAAAGCUCUGCAUGGGAGGGGUGUCUCUGCCUGAGAAGAGGACGCUGCUGUGCGAGAACAUGGACUUCUUCAUCCGCCUGAGUGCCAGCCUGGGGGCUCUGACGGCCCUGCUGCUCGUCGUCCUCACCUGCUACUUCUGGAAGAAGAACAAGAGGCUGGAGUACAAGUACUCCCGUCUGAUCAUGUCCGCCAACAAGGAGUGCGAGAUGCCCGGCGCCGACAGCUGUGCGGUGAUGGAGGGCGAGGAGAACGACGGCGACAUGGACGACGACGUGGUGUACACCAAACCCUCGCUGCUGGGGAAACUGAAAGCCAUCGCGUCAAAGGGAAAGGGAGACCGCUACGAGAACGUCCAGCUCAACUCCUCUCAUCCAAAGGCCUUGGUGUGGAGCUAGAGGACGAGCGCUUCAAACCGGGAAGAGAAGGAGAGGGGGGGCGAGGCCCUCCAGCAGCGGGCGUGCCCUUUACUAGUUGUUCCCCCCCCUUUUGUAGUGUGCCUGUUUGUGCACUCACACAGCACACCUGACCGCAGAGCGGGUGUGUCAAGGUUGAGGGGAUCUCACCCAUACAUCGUGGCCUUUAUGGGUCCGCACAAGAGAGCAAGCCAAGCUGCCACGUGAGCUGUAAAAAGUGUGUGUGCGUGCGUGCGUGCGUGCGUGCGUGCGUGCGUGCGUGUGUGUGUGUGUGUGUGCGUGCGUGUGUGCGUGUGUGUGUGUGUUGUGAGACUGGUUGUUAUAAAUGCAAUGUGUAUUGGAAAUGCUCAGGUGAACAGGAGUACUUAUUGUUUUCGCUUUCGUUUUUGUAUUUAUUCCAGUGUUUGUUGUAUUUCAAUAUAAUGUCUUUCCCUUUUCGUUCUUUGAAUUGCUCAGGCGUCAUGAUCAUCAUUGUCCAACUACACCACUGCUGAUUUCCCACAAACUGAUCCUUCACAUCCGGUUAUGUCCACAACUUGUUUAUGGUUCAUUGUGUUGCCGUCCUAUGGGAUUGCAGAAUUGUUCUCUUGACCCUAUGGGAAUCAUAAUGUCUCAAGGCACUGAUAGGGAAAGAGAUUUUGAUGCAAUGUCAAAUAAAUAUUGUAUUUACCUACAUGUGAGUCUAUAUGGUAGUACUACAAUGCCGUUGCUGAUGUUUGUUUUGUCAGCUGUUUUUUUCUUGUUCAUCAGAACAUUUCUCUGUUUAUCGUUUUUUGAAAUCAUUGAAGAACGGAAAAACUGCUGAUUAAAUAUUAAAAAACGUUGAAUUAC